This is a messenger RNA of Linum tenue, 786 nucleotides long. Lineage: Eukaryota; Viridiplantae; Streptophyta; Magnoliopsida; Malpighiales; Linaceae. The record is from the annotation of a GenBank genome assembly.
AUGAACAACGGCGGCGAGUUGCGGAAAGCUGGAAAAAGGCGUCAUGACAAAGAAGACACUACUACUACUAUUACUACCGACAGGUUAACCCAUCUUCCAGAACCCAUUCUUUAUCACAUCCUUUUGCUCCUCAGCACAAAAUUGGCCGUCCAGACCUCGGUGUUGUCGCGGGAUUGGAACCGCGCUUGGAAACACGUCCCUGUCCUCAACUUACACAAGGGUUCUUUCUACCUAGCCCACAAGUUCGACAGUUUUGUGUCCAAGGUUUUGUCCCUCCGCUAUGACCUUAAGCUCCACAAGGUUUUCUACUACGGUGUCGAUAGAAGUACCCCAAAAGGGAAAGGCAGUAGGUCCUUGCAAGUCGUCGACUAUGCGUUGUCCCAUGACGUUGAAGAGUUAGUCGUGCACUGGAGUGCCAGGAACGAAUCCUUCUCUACUCCUGCUUGCUCUUGGCCUUGGCUGUACCGCAAUUUCAGCGCGAUAUUCUCCGAUUAUUGCAACACUAAUAUUCAUAACAACGAGAAGAGGAAGAAGAAGACAAGUAAUCAUCUGAGAACUCUAGACCUCCACUGGAUCAACAUCGAUCAUGGGUUUGCAACCUGCUCUGGUUUCCCAAUGCUGACCACGUUGAGCCUGCGACGUUGCCCUUUCAAUAGCCGGGUUGGCAAAGGGUUCUUCAAUUCAACCCUUCCUGCUCUAGAUCGUGCAGAUUUCGAGUUGAGGACAUCGGACGUGAACCAUUUAGACAAGACGGUCGUAGCUUUCUAUUUGAGAUCCUUGUUCUAA